Messenger RNA from Monopterus albus (swamp eel), 803 nucleotides. RefSeq names its product glutathione peroxidase 4a (gene gpx4a). The record is from RefSeq and is a predicted model, not a curated record. Lineage: Eukaryota; Metazoa; Chordata; Actinopteri; Synbranchiformes; Synbranchidae. Gene Ontology annotation, molecular function: phospholipid-hydroperoxide glutathione peroxidase activity; glutathione peroxidase activity. Gene Ontology annotation, biological process: response to oxidative stress. The transcript has 7 exons. Gene Ontology annotation, cellular component: mitochondrion; nucleus.
AUGAACCUGAUACAGUCCACUGUCCUUUUCUCUUUCCUGCUGCAGGCAAUGUCUGGCCUGACAGAGGAUUGGCAGAGGGCCACAUCUAUUUAUGACUUCUCAGCGACAGAUAUCGAUGGCAAUGUGGUUUCCCUGGAGAAAUACAGGGGGAAUGUUGUCAUUAUCACCAAUGUUGCCUCCAAAUGAGGUAAAACCCCAGUGAAUUACUCUCAGUUUGCAGAAAUGCACGCCAUGUAUGCUGAGAGAAAUUUGAGCAUCCUCGCCUUCCCUUCUAACCAGUUUGGGAAUCAGGAGCCAGGCAACGAAACUCAGAUCAAGCAGUUUGCUGAGUCAUACAAUGCCCAGUUUGACCUGUUCAGUAAAAUCGAUGUGAACGGGGACAAUGCUCACCCUCUGUGGAAGUGGCUGAAGGAGCAGCCCAAUGGGAGGGGCUUCCUGGGAAAUAGUAUCAAGUGGAAUUUCACUAAGUUUUUGAUCAAUAGAGAGGGGCAGGUGGUGAAGAGAUAUGGACCCCUGGAUGAUCCAAGUGUGGUGGAGAAAGAUCUUCCUCAAUACCUUUAAUCCCAUAAUGGAUGGCUGAUAACUCUAUCACUGAUAGUUUAUCCAUUUUCCAUUGGCCUUUCCCUUCCUUUCUCUGUCUCUCCAAGCAUCAGUGGAUAAAGUUUGGGUCCACCCCAGACCAGUGACGGUCUAUUUGUAAACCUGCAUAGCGGACAAAGCAGACCUGAUAAAAAUGGCGUGCAAACCUUCUGGGAGGAUUACCAAGAUUAUUCUCAUUUGUUUCUCUGGAUAGAAGGAGAAGG